AAAUCGUUAGCGCUGUCGAAGCUCGAGCUAUAAAAGACUUCAGAGAUCCGACAGAUCCCGAGUGUCUCCCUCUGAAGGAAGGCGAUAUCAUAACGGUCUUGCAGCAGUGUUCGGAUGGACGUUGGAAAGGCAUCAUUUUUCAUAAAAAACACACAUCUCAGACAGGUUACUUUCCAGCAACUGCUGUUCAGCUUCUAGACCGACCAGUUGGAGGAAUGCAUCGCACUGGGACAUUAAAGGGGAGUUCCAUAAAGAAAGUGGCGCCACCUGUUGUUCCAGAACACAGCAACAGAUAUUCGGGAGGUAGUUUUUCUAGCGGCUAUGGAAGCAUUACCACAGCAGAUAGAAGUUCAUGCUGCAGUGUCAGCACUGAUGAUUCCUUUCCCCAACUUUCGCGAUCUCCAAAUAAAGAACUUGCAGACUAUGGGAGAUUUCCAGUGUAUCAUGCACCAAUCUUAGCCCCAUCACCUACCCGCCAUCUUGGACCCUUUCGCUUUGCGGACUCUCAGACCCACUACACCCAGGUGGUUGUUCACCCACGUCCUAGCAGUCAUCCCAGUACGCCCACGGACGGGGUGCAUUCUCUUGGCUUUGAAAGUGCAUCUCUAAUGACACACAACAAACCUCUUCACGGCACCCAGUCAUCGCUAGAAGAUCAGGGAAUUGAUGUAUGUCAAAGCCCUGGUCGGGAGAGUCCAGGCGCCCCCCAGUGGCAUGUGGGUUCUUAUCGUAUGUCUAUCCAAAGCAGUGAGUCGGGUUCUUCACAGAGACAAAGCUACCAUAGCUCCAGCUCCAGCUUGGGGAGUGUCGACGAUAGCGCCCUCUCAGCUCCUAAAGUUAACGUCACAGAGAUGAUGUUACAUUCUAUACCGGACGUUGACAUACUGCAAGCCUGGCUCACCAGCCUUCACUUCGAAGACUACAUUCAGCUCUUUCUGCAAGCAGGCUAUGAUAUGCCUACGAUUUCCCGCAUGACCCCAGAGGAUUUAACAGCCAUAGGUGUCAAGAAACCAACCCAUCGUCGGAGACUAAAGGCUGAAAUUGACAGGCUAAAUAUAUCGGAUUGUCUUCCUGAAUACAAACCUGAUACUUUGUUGGAAUGGCUUCAGUUACUAAAAUUGGAGGAGUACUAUGAAACACUCUGCCAUCAAGGGUAUAACACUGUUGAUCGAGUCACAGAAUUAACAUGGGAGGAUCUAGAAGAAAUUGGAAUUCAGAAACUUGGUCACCAGAAAAAGAUUAUGUUAGCCAUCAAGAGAGUCAAAACCAUCAAUAAUGGAAUUUGUUAUCCUAGUCACAUGCGAGACUUCCAGCAACAUAGUUUGGAUAUAACUGGUGGAGUUAUUGGUACUUUGCCUCACCCUACAUCAUUAGCGCAUACCGUCCAACCUGUUCCUUCCUAUCCCAGCCAAGAAAUUGCCAUCACAACUUCUCGAGCUCAACUGUCACCAACAGCUGAAAAUACUAGCAUUCCCGAGUUGAAAACCUUCCAACAGUCUCCACCUAAAGAUGAAAGUAUAUUUCUUCCUGGGCAGAGAUGUGAAUUCUCUUCACCAAAUCAUCUGGCAUCACUUUACCAACAAAAUCUUACAAUACAGGUGAGAUCUCCCAAUAGAGGACAUUCUUUAGAAAGCCUAGACAUGGAAGAUUCUAUUUUGACAAUAGCAUAUCCACACUACAUUCAAUCAGAUACCUGGUAUGACACUGUGAGUGCUUGGAGACAUAAUGGCUAUGAUACUGACAGUGAAUUGAGUGUUAAUACCAGUGGGAGUUACAAUGUUUAUGUUAGUGAAGGUACUCCAACAUUGCAUAGACCCAAGGGAAUGGUAAAACCACGCCCGGUUGCCAAAAUAAUUGCAAAGACUAGACAAGAAGAGAUGGACAACAAUGAAGUAACUCAGUACAUAGAAAGAGAUCCUAAAACAGCUUUUAAAAGUAGUGAUCACAAUAUAGAUGGAUGGUCAAGCUUAGAGGGCUCUCCACGACAUAUAAUACCUGGUAGGACUUCUCAACUGUAUGGGACAUUGAAAGCAAAAAGAACACCACCACCACCUCCAAAAAGAACCAAUUCCAUGAGGUGUGAAACUAAAAGUGAUGACGAUUUGGAUUCAAUGCAGGAUAAGGCUUUUGCUACUUGUGUACAAAGCUUGAGGUCUCGAUUUGAUCAAGCUACAAACAAGCAGAAUGAGCUUCUACCUCCACCAUCCUUACACCAGGAAAGACUACAGUCACCCACCACUCAUUCAGAGGAAUUCCCACCACCCCCAUCUCCUCUCCCCUCUGCUCUAGAAGAUUCCAGGAUAGCAUCUGUGACUAAUGGGAUGUUCAGGUCAUCAGGAAUACAAAUUGCUUCCAGUGUCAAGGACUCGGUACAAUCAGAAGAACUUAGAACUAAUUCAUUGUUUCGACAAAGAAGAAAAGAUUCAGCAGAUUCUAACUCUUCUGCCUCCAGCACUGACUCCAACUCUCUGCCAUUUGCCAAUGACAAUGCUGGCACCAUUAAACAAAAAGUCAUCAAAACAGAUUCAAGCCAGCUGGAUCAAGAUGAUUCAGUUAAAUCAACUCCAGUUAAAAGGGCAGACAAAAUAACAUUUGAUUCACCAACAUGCAGAAAUACACAUAAUUCUGAUGCUCAAGGAGACGAAGUGGGUGACCAGUCAGGAGAUGUGAUUGAUGACAUAGAAAGCAUGUUAGCAAACUUGUCCAAUCAGCUAGAUGCUAUGUUAGAGACAGAGUCCAAUGGAUCUGGAUUUGUAGAAGAUAAGGUGAUAGAUGCUGUUGAUGGAAGCCUGUUUGGUCAAGUAUUUGAAGAUUUGGAUUCAUGAAGAUAAGGUGAUAGAUGCUGUUGAUUGAAGCCUGUUUGGGAAAAUAUUUGAAGAUUUGGAUUCAUGAAGAUAAGGUGAUAGAUGCUGUUGAUUGAAGCCUGUUUGUUCCAAUAUUUGAAGACUUGGAUUCAUGAAGAUAAGGUGAUAGAUGCUGUUGAUUGAAGCCUGUUUGGGAAAAUAUUUGAAGACUUGGAUUCAUGAAGAUAAGGUGUGAUAGAUGCUGUUGAUUGAAGCCUGUUUGGUCAAAUAUUUGAAGACUUGGAUUCAUGAAGACAAGGUGUGAUAAAUGCUGUUGAUUGAAGCCUGUUUGUUCAAAUAUUUGAAGACUUGGUGUUAUAGAUACUGUUGAUUGAAACCUGUUUGGUCAAAUAUUUGAAGACUUGGAUUCAUGAAGAUAAGGUGUGAUAGAUGCUGUUUAUUGAAGCCUAUUUGGUCAAAUAUUUGAAGACUUGGAUUCAUGAAGAUAAGGUGAUAGAUGCUGUUGAUUGAAGUCUAUUUGGUCAAAUAUUUGAAGACUUGGAUUCAUGAAGAUAAGGUGAUAGAUGCUGUUGAUUGAAGCCUGUUUGGGAAAAUAUUUGAAGAUUUGGAUUCAUGGAAGACAAGGUGUGCUAAAUACUGUUGAUUGAAGUCUGUUUGGUCAAAUAUUUGAAGAUAAGGUGUGAUAGAUGCUGUUGAUUGAAGCCUAUAUGGUGAAAUAUUUAAAGAUCUGGAUUUGUGGAAGAUAAGAUGAUAAAUACUGUGGAUUGAAUCCUGUUUGGUCAAAUAUUUGAAGAUUUGGAUUCGUGGAAGAUAAGGUUUGAUUAGACAUUGUUGAUUGAAGUUUUUGUUUGCUUUAUUAAAUAUUCUGUUGUCAACACGUUUAUAAGGUUAGGUGUGGUAAAGAUUGUCAUAAUUCUUAUGCUUACUUGGAAAAAUCCCUUAAAGUCUGAUGGUUGGAAUUGCUUAUAAGUACUUAUUUUAAUCUCAAAAGUCUUUCUCUAUUGGAAGCUGUGACAGAGAGCUUUGACUGGGAAUCUUGUUUGUGUAUUAUUGUUUCUGUGACAAACUAUAAAAAAAAAGCUUCCCUAUGUAAAGCACUAUGUACAGUAUCCCAAGGUCAUAAUGGUUGAAAGGUAUGGCUUGUUAGUUAUUGUCAUAUAUCUUAAGCUAACAUAAUUGAUUACCAUCCACAUGGUCUGGUGGUCAUAACUGAUGGUUUGAUAGACAUAAACAUACUCUUGAUGGAACUUAAUAAGUUAUACAGAGAAAAUAAUUCAUUGAUAGACAUAUGAUUUAUAAAAUCUUAUUGAAGUUGAGCUAACGGAAGUUUAUAUAUGCUCAGUGUUAUGAAAAUACUUGUGCUGUGUCAAAUUUGUAUGUAUUUAUCAUUUUGCUGUAACUUAAAAACCCAACUAUUAUAAUCUCAGAAAUCGAUUGGAAAGUUUGACAGAGCUUUGACUGGGAAGCUUAUAUAUUUGGAUGUUAUCCCCUUUGUGACAAACUAUAAAAACUUCCCUGUAUUUUAGUUGGCUUCCAUUAUGUGUACACUGGUAUAAAAUAAAAUAAUGUUUUUAUUUUGUUUAAAAAAAAUUUAUAGCAAAAAUAUUAUAGAGAAACAAUGUUAAAAUUACAUUAAUUUUCCAUUGAAUAGAUUGAAAUGAAGUUCUGAUGUGGGAUAAAAGUUUUAUUCUAGAUAUUUUGUGUUAGUUCUUAUGUGUCAUAGCUAAAAAGUUGUUUCUAUUUAUUUUUUCUGUAUAUAUAUUUACAUGUUACUUAAGUUUAAAAAUUCUCAAGUUACUUAUAUCUUUUAGUAAUUGUAAACCUUGUUUAUUAUUGUGGUUUAAUGUUCCAUGUGAAACAAAACGGGGGAUUAUUCAAUGACGUUUUUAAAGAUAGCAGUGUAAACUUUCCCCCAUUAUGUAUAGUCUUAAGUACUCUUGAUAAUUUUUACUUUAAUAAUACUCUUUAACAAUUGCUGUACAAAUACUGAAAGGAGUGAGGCAGCUUUUAUCAUUCACAUGUUAUAUAUGUGUGUGUGUAUAUAAACUGUCUGUAAAUAAAACAGACUUGUAGUUUGGUCAUAUAUAUCAGGAACUUUGGAAGCGAUGAUUUAAAUGUCUAACACGAGCUUUAAGAACAGAUUUCUUUUUGUUGAAAUUAAUCAGGAUCUUUGGGCUGGCUUAAUUAUCACUAGUUGGUUCCUUAUGCUGCCAAAUUCUGUGUUAAUCAGCUGCAUUUCUUUAGCUUUUGUCACUGAAUGUAUGGUUCUUUUUGAAUAAAAGUGACUUAGUUU
Molecule: messenger RNA, 5097 nt
Organism: Limulus polyphemus (Atlantic horseshoe crab)
Lineage: Eukaryota; Metazoa; Arthropoda; Merostomata; Xiphosura; Limulidae
Exons: 16
Biological process (GO): axonogenesis; cell surface receptor protein tyrosine phosphatase signaling pathway
Cellular component (GO): axon; focal adhesion
Molecular function (GO): protein phosphatase binding; signaling adaptor activity
Source: RefSeq, a predicted model, not a curated record